This is a messenger RNA of Procambarus clarkii (red swamp crayfish), 2596 nucleotides long. Its product is annotated as sialin. Lineage: Eukaryota; Metazoa; Arthropoda; Malacostraca; Decapoda; Cambaridae. The record is from RefSeq and is a predicted model, not a curated record. Gene Ontology annotation, biological process: monoatomic anion transport; transmembrane transport. Gene Ontology annotation, molecular function: transmembrane transporter activity. Gene Ontology annotation, cellular component: membrane.
GGAAGGUGACGCGCAGGCUCGGUGGCCACAGAUAACGGUAAUAUACCAUCACAUUCUGCAGUAAACAAGGAGUCCAUGAAACUGCGAGUUAGCUUAUAUAUUAGACUAAGAUGAUUACUGUGUGCGAGGCAGAGAGGCGAGAGGAGAGACCUUCCACUGGGUACGUUAGUAUUGGACAGCCGGUGUACGACGACGAAGACCGCUCUAACAAAGGAGUAUAUUGGGGCGUACGUCACACACUGGCCGCCCUAGGGGCGCUGAGCGUCACUCUCCUCUACACGAUGAGGCUCUCCACCUCUAGUGCCAUAUUAUCCAUGGUCCGACACCAGAACACCACCACCACGGAAAACCCCACCAGCCUAGCCAACUUCAGCAGCCUGACCAACCACACCCCUCUAGCUAACUUCACCAAUAUGGCCAACCAUACCAGCUUUGUCAAACACGCGAGAAUAAUCAGCCAUCACAUCAUUGCUAACCUCAGCAGCCUUGCAAAUGACGGUAACUUGGUCAACCCCGCCACCGAGGCCAUCCUGGAGGGCCGGGUGGAGGAGGGUGAGUGCCCCACACCCCGUCCCCACCACCGCCGCCAUCACACAGGCGGAGAGUUUGACUGGGACGACCAGACGCAGGAGCUUGUGUUGGGGUCGUUCUUCUGGGGCUACGCAGCCAGUACCUUCCUGGGAGGGGUGGCAGCUGAACACUUCGGAGGUCACCUUGUCUUCGGCCUGGGUGUCCUACUCUCCUCCCUUGUCUCCCUGAUGGGUCCUGUCUGUGCCAGAACCUCCCUCCCUCUCUUCAUCGCCUCAAGAGUUCUGAUGGGACUCAUGCAGGGCGUGACCUUGCCAGCGAUCACCUCACUGCUGGCCACCUGGGUGACCCCUGCAGAGAAGAGCAAGUUCUCCGCACUAGUCUUUAGCGGUUUACAGUUGGGUCCCGUGAUAGCCCUGUCGACGAGUGACUGGCUCUGUGGCUCUGGGUUCCUGGAUGGCUGGCCCUCGGUCUUCUAUAUCUUCGGGGCUGUGGGCGUGGUGGUGGGCGGGGCAUGGCUCCUGGUGGUGCUCGACCGUCCAGAACAUCACCCAAGGAUCUCCAGGGUGGAGCUGAAGUACAUACAGGCACAGCGUGGCUCCCUCAAGAGUGCCAACUUGGUGCCCCUACCGUGGAGAGCUGUGUGGACCUCCCUGCCUUUCUGGGCGCUGCUGAUGGCUAGUAUGGGCGACGAGUUUUGCUUCUCUAUCCUCAUCUCUGAAAUGCCUAUCUACCUGAGGCGCAUCCAACACUUCGAUAUAGACAGAGCGGGAGUGUUGGUGGUGGCGCCGUACCUGGUGAUGCUGGUGGCGGGGCUGCUAUGGGCGGCCCUUGUGGACAGACUCACGGCAGCCAACACCCUCUCCAUCGACACCGUCAGGAGGCUCUCCAUGGGCGUUGCCUUGCACUGCCCGGCGAUGGUGUUUUUGGGGAUGUGCUUCGUGGACUGCUGGCCCGAGCUGUCCGUGGCAAUGCUGUGCCUGUCGAUGGGACUGAAUGGUACCAAGAGUAGCGGGCACCUGUGCUCCCACCAGGAACUGGCACCAAACCUGGCCGGCACUCUGCUGGGCAUCACCAACACGGGCGCCUCCAUCAUGAGCAUCGCGGCCCCAGCGCUCGUCGGGUUCAUCACAUACCGGGAUCGUCAAAUAUCACUUCCCCCAGCAAACGGCGUGGGCGUGGAAGACUGUGUUCCUCAUGUGCGCCGUUGUGUGCUUCUUCUGCAACGCCUUCUACACGGUGUUCAUCACAACGGAGGUGCAACCCUGGAACGAACUCGGCUACGGGAGAGUAUCCUCCGAGGAAGGGCAUAUAGAAGACGAAGAUUAGAAAAGCCUAUGGUGGCAAUUAGGCUUCACCUCCACUCCCAGCUUCUUCAGCAAAUUGAUAUUGAUUUCGUGGAAAAACAAGAGAUUUGAGCCAACGCUACAGUGAGGGUUUCUUGAAAGGAAAAAAACUAUCUACAAAAAUAUUAUGCUGUAUAUAGAUUUUAGGUUUCACUCUUGUGCUUCACUUGUAGAUUCCUUGUAGAGAGAACGGGAAGGAGGGGGGGAUUUAUAUUAUAAAAAUUUUUAAUGUUAAGAUAAAACUAUUAUGGUGCUAAUAAAUGUAUAUAUCUAUAACGUUGACUUAUUACUUUUAAUUCUAUUAAUUAUUUUGGAUAGUUUUAUUUGAGUUGUGGAAUCUUGAGAUUUGCAUUUAUAUUAGGAAUUGACACGUAAAUAUAUUAAAAUUCUACUGUUUACACAUUGUAGUAAGUUCAGUCAUGUUUAAAAGCCACUUUGGGACUUGACUUCAUGGAGAGGAAUGAAUGUAAAAGUAUUUCAUUUCAUGUUAAGGUAUAUUUUGCGGAACUUUGACUCUUCUCGCACAAUCUCCAUACUUAUUGCAAUAAUUUAGCAAACAUGAAUAAUAAUCAGAUAUUUAAAGAUACAAAUCUACCAAUCCCCAAGAAACGAGUGGAAGUCCAACAUACUGUGCUGUGCCUAGGUAAACAUAAAAUUAUGAAUUUUUUAGAAAGCCUUCUGAGACGGCUCUUAACUUAUAGAAUUCUAGAAUAACAAACUGU